This is a messenger RNA of Fusarium keratoplasticum, 978 nucleotides long. RefSeq lists its product as uncharacterized. Lineage: Eukaryota; Fungi; Ascomycota; Sordariomycetes; Hypocreales; Nectriaceae. The transcript is spliced from 11 exons. The coding region runs from base 1 to 978 and encodes 325 amino acids. The record is from RefSeq and is a predicted model, not a curated record. Gene Ontology annotation, molecular function: methyltransferase activity.
AUGCAUGAAGAAAUUGCCGUGGACCCCGACUUUGAGUCAGCCCUUGAAGUGCCUCUCGAAGAACCUUCUACUUCAUCACUCCGCUCGAGUCUUCUCCAAUUUCAGCAAGAAAAUGGUCGCACCUAUCAUCGCUUGAGUGAAGGCAAAUACGCCUUUCCCAACGAUGAUGCUGAGAACAAUAGACUAGACCUGCAGGACAACCUGUACUUGGUCACGCUCGACGGGAAAAGAGCCCUCAACCCAGGAGCUGAGACCGCCAAGCGGGUCUUGGACAUGGGAACCGGCACUGGACUCUGGGCUCUAGAAUUUGCUGAUCAGCACCCAGAAGCUCAGGUCGUCGGGGUUGACCUGAGUCCUAUCCAACCCGCAUUCCUUCCACCGAACUGCACCUUCGAGAUUGACGAUCUCGAAAAGGAAUGGACCUGGAAAACGCCCUUCGACUUUAUCUUCUGCCGUAUGAUGACGGGAAGUUUCGCUGACCCCGAAGCAAUGGCCAACAAGGUCUUCAAUGGUUUAAGCGCAGAGGGCUGGUACGAGAUUCAAGACAUCCAGCUCCCCGUCUUUUGCGAUGAUGGAACCCUGGACCCCAAAACAUCCCCAAUAACGAAAUGGCAAGAGGGCCUCAUUGAUGCAUCCAAGAAACUCGGACGACCUCUAGGCGCCUCUGAUCAGUACAAAGACAUUCUCGAACGCACAGGCUUCCAGAAUGUCCACGAGACCAUCUUUAGAUGGCCCACCAACAGCUGGCCCAAGGAUCGAAAGCUCAAGGAGCUUGGAAAGUGGAAUCUGGCCAACUUUGAUGCUGGCUUGGAAGGUGUGAGCCUUGCUUUGUUCACCCGUGUCUUAUCGUGGAGCAAAGAAGAUGUCAUGGCUCUAUGCACCGAUGUGAGGAGGGAGCUGAGAAAUCCCAAGGUUCACGGGUAUUGGAAGAUUUACGUGGUAUAUGGCCAGAAGCCCAGGGGUGGGAGCACGGAGUAG